Messenger RNA from Thunnus maccoyii (southern bluefin tuna), 421 nucleotides. RefSeq names its product hepcidin-like. The transcript is spliced from 4 exons. Gene Ontology annotation, cellular component: extracellular region. Gene Ontology annotation, biological process: defense response to bacterium; intracellular iron ion homeostasis. The coding region runs from base 164 to 421 and encodes 85 amino acids. The record is from RefSeq and is a predicted model, not a curated record. NCBI's taxonomy places the organism in Eukaryota, Metazoa, Chordata, Actinopteri, Scombriformes, Scombridae.
CCACUUCUGUUCUGUCAGGUGUUUAAUCUGAAAAUUCUGUUCUAAACUCUUCUGUCACAGCUAGAGAGAGAUAUAGAGACAGAGAGAGACAGGUGAAAAGAGCUGACAAGAUCAGGAUCUGAAGAAAUCUUGGUGCAACUUAAACCACUCACACACUCUGAAGAUGAAGACGUUCAGUGUUGCAAUUGCAGUGGCCAUCAUGCUCACCUUCAUCUUCCUUCAGGAGAGUUCUGCUGUCCCAGUCACCGGAGAACAAGAGCUGGAAGAAGUGAUGAGCAAUGACAGUCCAGUUGCUGUACAUGAAGAGACAUCUGUGGAAUCAUGGAAGAUGCCGUAUAACAGACAGAAACGUGGCAUUAAGUGUCGCUUUUGCUGUGGCUGCUGCACCCCCGGUAUCUGCGGAGUGUGCUGCAGAUUCUGA